AGCUGGGGCUGACAGUGGGAGCUCACCCCGCUCUCCUGAUUCGAACCACCAGCGUUUCGGUCAGCAAGUUCAGCAACUCAGUGGCUUAAUCCACUGCGCCCCUGACAUGUAAAUAAAAGUUUUUAUUUCAUAACGUUCCAUGUUUCCUUGCCCUUAAGACCUUUUGUGGCAGAAGUCAGGCUAAGUCAAUACCUGGCUCACUUCACUGCCAUUUUGUCAUUGGCCUCUGACCUUACAGUGUUCAUCUUUGUUUCCAGAUGUAUUCAAGGGAAAUACAUAGCCGUGGGUACUAUCACAUGAAGAAGGUUAUCAGAACCAUGUAUUUCUUGCAAAUUCUCCCAUGGAGUUCUGCAGCCUUUAUAUUGCCUGGAAGUCUAGCAUGACAGCUCCAGAAGCAACGUAUGCUGGGUGAUGCUCCUUACAAGGCAUUCUGGGUGGUAGGCUAUGUUACCUUUUCCCAUCCACUUCCCUGCCAGGUCUCGUGGUUUUAUUUAUGCAUCACGAGUGGUUAGGCCUGGAAGGGAUUAGGUGGGAUUUUCCCUGCAAAUCCACUUGGGGUUUAGCAAGGGUCAGGCGAUUAAAGCCUUGGAUAUUGGCCAGUGAGCUCUCAAGCUGGCCUUUUAAAAGAUUCUUGAAGAGGGACCCUUUGGGAAGAUGUCAGGGCAAACUUCCUAGCUGCUAGGGAAGCACACAGCCUUUUCAAAAGUGUUCUAGAAGCCAUUGUCUCAUAUUUGGAGGUCAUACAUCUCUCCUCAACUGAGGUCCAAGAUGGUUUGCAAAACAGUUCUGAUCACCGGUUGCUCCUCUGGAAUUGGACUGGCUUUGGCUGUGAAGUUAGCAAAGGACAAGCAAAGAAGGUUCAAAGUGAUUGCCACAAUGCGAAAUUUGUCCAAGAAGGACAAGCUGGAAGCAGCAGCAGGCCAUGCCCUCCACAAAACUCUGGACAUCAAACAACUGGAUGUCUGUGAUGAGAAAUCCAUCCGCAACUGCAUCAACAGUAUUCCCCAACGGCACAUUGACAUCCUAAUCAAUAACGCUGGUGUUGGUCUCAUUGGUCCCAUUGAGUGCCAGUCUAUUGAGGAGAUGAAGGCCAUCAUGGAGACUAACUUCUUUGGUGUGGUGAGGAUGAUCAAGGAGGUCCUCCCUGAUAUGAAGAAAAGGAAAAACGGUCACAUUGUGGUCAUCAGCAGUGUCAUGGGUUUGCAAGGUAUUGUGUUCAAUGAUAUCUACACAGCCUCCAAAUUUGCCAUCGAGGGCUUCUGCGAAAGCCUCGUUAUCCAGGCGCUCAAGUUCAACAUUUUUGUCAGUUUGAUAGAGCCAGGCCCAGUGGUCACUGAGUUUGAGAUGAAGGUCCAUGAAGAUGCAGAGAAGGCUGACUAUUCCCAGACGGAUUCCGAAACAGCCGAGAUAUUCACCAAUAUCUACCUGAAGAAUUCCAAGGCCAUCUUCUCCAGCUUGGGCCAAACCCCAGAAGAUGUGGCUGAGCACACGUUGAAGGUCAUCACCACUGUCAAGCCUCCCUUCCGUCACCAGACCAAUGCCAUCUAUACACCCAUGACUGCCCUCAAACAUGCUGACCCCACUGGGGCCCUGAUGACCGACUCCUUCUACAAGAUGAUCUUCAGAUAUGACACCCUUUUGCAUGUCAGCUUGAAGGCCAUCCGUAUUAUUCGCUGGCAAGCCCACAAAAUGAGACAAGGGGCCAGGCUGCUGGGCUUCAGAUGAGGUGCUUCGGAGGCUCAAAGACCAGAGUUUUAAGGAGAAGAGAGACCAGGAGGUGAUGCCAAGAGACCCAAUCAGAAGAACAUUUCAAGGAUUUAUUUCAUUAUGGCAAUUUUUCUGUCUGGACUUUUUAAAUGUUCAUAACAUUUAGUUGUAUCUUCACACCACAUCAGGGUGGACAACUGUGGAAGGCAAGGAUAUAGCAUUAAUUUUCCAGGAGACAUUAGAGGGUCACAUCACCCAAACUAGCUUUGCAAAAAGUGUUUAUAACAAUUGUUUCAAAGGCCCCUGAGGGGCAUGAGGUAUAUUUUUACCAUGCCAUUGGGCCUUCCUUUUAGGUCCAAAACAAGUUUUGAUAACAAUAAGUGGAAAUCACUCCUUGUUUUAAAAAAGCCCCUUUCCUGGACCUAAACUGGCGAAGGCAUAUAAACAUGAUGAAAAUGUGCCCCCUCCUCCCAUAAGGCAUUUUAAAUAAGACCUUUUUUUUCAAAGUUCCAAAUGUUUUUUGAAUCUGUGGGGGUGUAAGGGGCCUCCAAAUGUGGUAGAAAUACUCCCCACUCCUGGCAGCCAUAAAGAUGUCUUGGGGGCUGUAUACAGCCCAUAGCCUUUUCAGACCUCUAUGUUACAUUUUUAAGUCCUGUUUUGUAUGUAUUACUUGCAUGCUUUAUCACAGUGGCAGGGAUCCUAUCAGCUAAUCUCAACUAGAGUAGACAUAUUUAAUCAUUUGUUGUAUGUUGAGUUGACACUAGAGAAAUCCAGUGGGUUCAAUGGCUCUUCUAUAGCCAGAACUUACAAUAGAAUUUAAGCCCAUGAUUUGGGGCCAGAAUCCUUUUGGAACCUUAUGCUUGCAUUAAAAUAACUGCACAAACAGUUUCACUUUGUCAGAAUUAUGUAAGUGAAGCUUCUUGCACAACCAAUGGUUCUACACAAAUGUAUAAAUAAAGCCAGUGAGAUAUGGUAAAAACCGGAAUCUAUCAAGGAACAAAAUGUUAAAGGCUUUAUGUUAAUUUGACUAAUGUGGGAGCUUAAACCCAUACUGAACCUGCAAAUAUAAUCACUGGACUUUUUUUGCUGGUUGUGAAGCCAGCAAUCCUUAAUCUACUUUCUAGAGCAGUGGUUUCCAACCUAUGGGACGCAGCCCAGGAGUGGGCUGCAAGAACAAAAAUGUGGCCUGUGAACCUCCUUCCUUUUUAUUCAUUGUAUUUUAUUAAUUUUUAUUUCCACUCCUUUCCAAAGAGCUGACCAUUGCAUUGGAUAGACCACAUAAGUUAUAGAUUAUUAAAUAUGGUUUUCUGUGGGCGAGCAGAUGGCGACUACUGGAUGGCAUAUAAUCGUAUAUCAGAAACUAGAGCUGAUGCAGUCUAUCCAAUGCAAUUUUCUGAAUCAGCACCCCAAAUAACCAAACCAAAUUUAAAGUUGACCAAAAACUUAUUUGUAACCCUUUUGGUACUAAUGUUGAACCACAACAGUUGGAUCCUGGGGCACAAUAAAGACUUUCAAAAGAAAA
This is a messenger RNA of Anolis carolinensis (green anole), 3229 nucleotides long. RefSeq names its product retinol dehydrogenase 8. Lineage: Eukaryota; Metazoa; Chordata; Lepidosauria; Squamata; Anolidae. The record is from RefSeq and is a predicted model, not a curated record. The coding region runs from base 769 to 1725 and encodes 318 amino acids. Gene Ontology annotation, cellular component: cytoplasm; cytosol. The transcript is spliced from 6 exons. Gene Ontology annotation, molecular function: estradiol 17-beta-dehydrogenase [NAD(P)+] activity. Gene Ontology annotation, biological process: estrogen biosynthetic process.